Messenger RNA from Morone saxatilis (striped sea-bass), 1750 nucleotides. It is a transcript of the gene cct6a, whose product is annotated as chaperonin containing TCP1, subunit 6A (zeta 1). Gene Ontology annotation, molecular function: ATP-dependent protein folding chaperone; ATP hydrolysis activity; ATP binding. Gene Ontology annotation, cellular component: chaperonin-containing T-complex. Gene Ontology annotation, biological process: protein folding. The record is from RefSeq and is a predicted model, not a curated record. NCBI's taxonomy places the organism in Eukaryota, Metazoa, Chordata, Actinopteri, Moronidae.
UGGAGCCUUCUGGAAACCGACUCUCCUUUCCAGCCCGAGCAGUCCGCACUCUCUACCGGCGGUACUUUUUACUUUGACUUCGCUGGUUGUGCUGCUUCGCCAUGUCCGCGGUGAAAGCUCUGAACCCGAAAGCAGAGGUGGCCCGGGCCCAGGCCGCCCUGGCGGUCAACAUCAGUGCCGCCCGGGGGCUUCAGGACGUGCUGAAGAGCAACCUGGGACCGAAGGGGACCAUGAAGAUGCUGGUGUCUGGUGCAGGAGACAUCAAGCUGACCAAAGAUGGAAACGUCUUGUUACACGAGAUGCAAAUUCAGCACCCGACAGCGUCACUCAUCGCAAAGGUUGCCACGGCGCAGGAUGACAUCACAGGAGACGGUACCACCUCCAACGUCCUCAUCAUCGGUGAACUGCUGAAGCAGGCGGACCUCUACGUGUCAGAGGGUCUUCAUCCAAGAAUCAUUGCUGAGGGCUUUGAGGCGGCGAAGGAGAAAGCCUUGGCGGCUCUGGAGGAUGUGAAAGUGACCCGGGAAAUGGACAGAGAGACCCUCAUCAACGUAGCACGCACCUCUCUGAGGACCAAGGUCCACAAAGAGCUGGCAGACCUGCUCACUGAGGCUGUAGUAGAUGCUGUGCUGGCAAUCGCCAAACCCAAUGAGCCAAUCGACCUGUACAUGGUGGAAAUCAUGGAGAUGAAGCAUAAGACCGACUGCGAUACACAACUGAUCAGAGGUCUGGUGUUGGACCACGGUGCUCGACACCCAGACAUGAAGAAGAGGGUGGAGGAUGCCUACGUGCUGACCUGCAACAUAUCUUUGGAGUACGAAAAGACAGAGGUUAACUCUGGCUUCUUCUACAAGAGCGCAGGGGAGAGGGAGAAGCUUGUGGCUGCAGAGAGGAAGUUCAUUGAGGAUCGAGUGCAGAAGAUCAUCGCCUUGAAGAACAAAGUGUCGCCCAACGGGGAGAAGGGCUUUGUUGUCAUUAACCAGAAGGGUAUUGACCCGUUAUCUCUAGAUGCCCUCGCCAAGGAAGGCAUUGUAGCCCUGCGCAGGGCGAAGAGGAGGAACAUGGAGAGGUAGCGUCGUGCCCGGUGCAGGUGCAUUCGAGGUGGCUGUGGCGGACGCUUUGGUAAAACACAAGCCCAAUGUGAAAGGCAGAGCCCAGCUGGGAGUCCAGGCAUUUGCAGAUGCUCUUUUAGUCAUCCCCAAGGUUUUGGCCCAGAACUCUGGCUAUGACCCACAGGAGACCCUGCUGAAGCUGCAGACGGAGUACAAAGAGUCUGGUCAGCUAGUUGGAGUAGACCUCGACACAGGGGAGCCCAUGGUGGCAGGAGAAGCAGGUGUUUGGGAUAAUUACAGCGUUAAGAAACAGCUUCUUCAUUCAUGCACGGUGAUUGCCAGCAACAUCUUGUUGGUGGAUGAGAUCAUGCGAGCUGGAAUGUCUUCACUCAAAGGUUAAAGGUCAACUGAAGAAGCUGCAGCUGUCUUCGUCCUCACAGGGAUAGUUGUUUACCGAACGGUUCAGUCAACGUGUUCCCGCUCUGAAGCCCCCUAGUCUGAUGGACAGCCUUCUCUAAACACCGCGGCAUUCAUCACAGCGUCUCUCAGAAAUCAAUGUUAUGCUAGUCAUGUUUUUUUUUUCAUGGAUUUGUCAACGCCUUCCUCUGAUUGGUUUAUUUAUGAGAUUUUGUUAAAAGCACUGACCUCUGCCACUCAGAUUUGUUUCUACCCAUUAAAGGUUUUCUUGGCUCUUGAAA